Molecule: messenger RNA, 1548 nt
Organism: Closterium sp. NIES-65
Lineage: Eukaryota; Viridiplantae; Streptophyta; Zygnematophyceae; Desmidiales; Closteriaceae
Source: the annotation of a GenBank genome assembly
AUGCUCAACCAUUCUCCCGCGACAGCGCCCCGGAACAAUGGAACCGUGGCAGACGCUCUGACGCAACUAAUUCGCUCGAAGAACCCUGCAGGGACACGAGGGCAGAUUCACUGCGACACUACGACGAGCGCGGGCACCAGCUCCGACAACCAGUUGAACCGCAGGACCCGCAUAGACGACCUUAAGAAGGGGCGCGCGCGGAUCGACUCACUGGCCGCACUUGGUUCCGCCUCUGCCGCGCAGCAGGUAGUGAGCGGCUCAGCCGGUGCUGCGCGGCGCGCCUCGACUCGUCGCGCGGACGGCCUUCCAACGGCCGACCCCCCCGCAGCUGCGGCGCUGGAUGCCGUGCGGCUCGCUCGCGAGCCCCUGGGCCCCCCGUGUCACCUUGCCGCCCGCUGCCCUCCGCUCCCCCACGCCCUCGUGUUUGCCUUCCCUUCAGCCGCCUCCCUUCAGCCUGCUAGCCGCGGCUGGGAACGCGCGGGCGUAGCGCAGCCGGGGGUGGUCGAGGCGUUAAAAAAAAUCCAGCAGCGACGGUGGGGAAGCGAGGGAACGGCGGGAGUGGCGCCAGUCGCGCCAGCGCUGCGCGCGGAGUCAUCGGAGCCAUUGGAUCCGCCCCCCUGCUCUGCCCUCGACUGCGAAUACCCGCGCCACGCCACCUGCUCCGCCGCCUCCACCUCCGCCGCUCCACAGCAGGCCGUCGUCCCCCCCAUUCCCCCGCCUCACUCCCCGCCACUUGCAGCGUUCCCCCACUGCUUGGCACAGGUGGCGCGCGCACAUCGCAGUGCGCAUCCCAGGUGGGUGGGGAUGGGCGCAGCAGGGCGGGGUGACGCAGAUGAGAAGGCGGGAACAAUCGCGAGGGUGCUGCAGCAGCUGGCGGAGAGGAGGGCUGCGCAGUUGGGGCAGGCGGAGGAAGACAGCAAGGAGGGGCGGGCAGGGCGAGGGCAGGCGUGUGGGACGGUGACAGCAGGGCAGGGCGGAGAGGGGGGCGAUGACAGCAACAACGGCAGUGACGUGCUGGACGAGCCAAUCAGCACGCUCCAGGUCCCAGCUGCCGCUGCUGCUAUGGGUGCACGUGCGGAGAGCAGGGUAGCGGGCGGAGAGGACGCGUCAGAGGCUCUAGUGGACGCGUGGCUGGCGUGCCCUCCGGAGCCCCCUGGCACCAGCAUGCCGGCUGCUGCAGCGAGUCCGAGGGCGGGGAGUGGAGGAGUGCAGAGUGUGAGGUGGGCACAGGGGCUUCAACAGGUGAAGCUGGCAGGAGAUGGGAGGGACUGGGGGCGGCACGUGGGUGUACGUACGGACCUCAUGAGCACACGGUGCGUUGAGGGGCACGCAUGGAAGGGGGUUGUAGCGUGCACAUGCUCUGCAGGCUGCAGCCAUUGCAGUGACGAGCAUGUGGGGUGGGGGAGGCAGGCAAGCCAAGGGCUAAUGGACCUGCAGUGGUGGUGGCUGGGGCAGGUGCAUGGGCAGACACGGGGUGGAGGUGCAAGCGGCAGAGAGAAAGGCAAAGGAAGGAGGCAUGUGUGUAGGCAGUGGAAAAUGCAGACAUAG